Messenger RNA from Microtus ochrogaster (prairie vole), 2058 nucleotides. It is a transcript of the gene Slc3a1, whose product is annotated as solute carrier family 3 member 1. Lineage: Eukaryota; Metazoa; Chordata; Mammalia; Rodentia; Cricetidae. Gene Ontology annotation, biological process: carbohydrate metabolic process; amino acid transport. The record is from RefSeq and is a predicted model, not a curated record.
AUGGAUGAGGAUAAAAGCAACAGAGACUCCAUCCAGAUGAGUAUGAAGGGAUGUCGAACGAAUAAUGGAUUUGUUCAGAAUGAAGACAUCUCAGAGCAGGACCCAGACCCAGACUCCAGGGACACCUCACAGCCCAACGCUGUGAGUAUCCCUGCUCCAGAGGAGUCCCACCCCAAAGCCUUGCGGCCCUAUGCCGGGAUGCCUAAGGAGGUGCUGUUCCAGUUCUCCGGCCAGGCUCGCUACCGAGUGCCCCGGGAGAUUCUCUUCUGGCUCAUCGUGGUUUCCGUGUUCCUGCUCAUUGGGGCCACCAUAGCCAUCAUCGCCAUCUCUCCAAAAUGCCUUGACUGGUGGCAGGCAGGUCCCAUGUACCAGAUCUACCCGAGAUCUUUUAAGGACAGCGACAAGGAUGGGAAUGGAGACCUGAAAGGUAUCCAAGAGAAGCUGGACUACAUCGCCUCUUUAAACAUAAAAACCAUUUGGGUCUGUUCCUUCUACAAAUCAUCUUUGAAAGAUUUCAGAUAUGGCAUUGAGGACUUCCAAGAGAUUGACCCUAUUUUUGGAACAAUGAAAGAUUUUGAGGAUCUGGUUGCGGCCAUACAUGACAAAGGCUUAAAGUUAAUAAUCGAUUUCAUACCAAACCACACCAGUGACCAACAUCCUUGGUUUCAAUUGAGUAGGAACCGGAAUGGGAAGUACACUGAUUACUACAUCUGGCAGAACUGCACUCAUGAAAAUGGUGUAACAAUCCCUCCCAACAACUGGCUGAGCGUGUAUGGGAACUCCAGUUGGCACUUUGACGACGUACGAAAGCAAUGUUAUUAUCACCAGUUUUUGAAAGAGCAACCUGAUUUAAAUUUCCGAAAUCCUGCUGUUCAAGAGGAAAUAAAGGAAAUAAUAGAGUUUUGGCUAACGAAGGGUGUUGAUGGCUUUAGUUUCGAUGCGGUUAAAUUUCUUCUGGAAGCGAAGGACCUGAGAAACGAAAUCCAAGUAAAUACAUCCCAAAUUCCGGACACCGUCACCCACUACUCGGAGCUUUACCACGACUUCACCACUACUCAGGUGGGGAUGCAUGACAUUGUCCGGGACUUCCGACAGGUCAUGGACCAGUACAGCAGGGAGCCUGGCAGAUACCGGUUCAUGGGGACCGAAGCCUCCGCAGAGAGCAUCGAGAGGACCAUGAUGUACUACGGCUUACCAUUCAUCCAGGAAGCUGACUUUCCUUUCAACAAUUACCUCACCACACUAGACAGUCUUUCUGGUCACACUGUAUAUGAAGUUAUCACAUCCUGGAUGGAAAACAUGCCGGAAGGAAAAUGGCCUAACUGGAUGACAGGUGGACCAGAGACUACCCGGCUGACCUCCCGCUUGGGGAAUGAGUACAUCAACUCUAUGAAUAUGCUUCUUUUCACACUCCCAGGAACACCCAUAACUUACUAUGGAGAGGAAAUAGGGAUGAGAGACAUUUCCGUUACAAAUUUCAAUGGGAGCUAUGAUCCUAAUACCCUUCUGUCAAAGUCACCGAUGCAAUGGGACAAUAGCUCAAAUGCUGGGUUUUCUGAAGGCAAUCACACCUGGCUACCCACCAACUCUGAUUACCACGCCGUGAAUGUGGAAGUCCAAAAGACCCAGUCGAGUUCAGUGUUGAAGAUGUAUCAGGAUUUAAGUCUACUGCGCGCUGCAGAGCUGGUUCUCAGCAGGGGCUGGUUUUGCCUUUUGAAGGAUGACAGCCACUCUGUUGUGUACACAAGAGAACUCGAUGGCAUAGAUAAAGUCUUCAUUGUGGUUCUGAAUUUUGGAGAAUCAUCUACUCUGUUAAAUCUACAGGAAGUCAUUUCAGAUCUUCCUAUGAAAUUGAGAAUAAAAUUAAGUACCAAUUCAUCCUCCAAAGGCAGUGACGUUGACACACGUGCCAUCUCUCUGGAGAAGGGAGAAGGACUCAUCUUGGAGUACAGCAUGAAGACUCUCCUCCACCACCAAGAAGCUUUCAGAGACAGAUGCUUUGUUUCUAAUCACGCGUGCUACUCCAGUGUCUUGGACAUUCUGCACAGCCUCUGUUAG